AUGUCUUUUGCGUCACGCCUCGGUGCUCUAACUCGUGAGCUUGUUCAAACGCUAGUCCCUUCAUCCAUCCAAGGAGACGAGUCAAAAAUUAACAAAAUAAGUGAUGCUUCAUUGAAAAGAUUGAAAUCGCAUACUUUUCUCCAGACAAAUCAUUUUGAAGUAGAAAAGACACUCGAGGGACUUGAUGAGCGGUUCCGUGUCAAUAACCGAGAUGACUUGGCAGAUGCCUUGCGCCAACGACUGGUGACGCUAAAAGGCACUCCAUCGAAAUGGCAUCCUGAGAUUCUGCAUCUACUCUUGGAAUUAUCUGAUCAGCCUACUUUUAAAUCCAAACUUGAUGACCUGGAGUUGUUGGGGUACGAUGAUGUCGAACCCACAACCGCAUUACGGUGGGAGGAUAUUGCCAAGGAGGAUGGCUGGGACCAGGACGACCUUUUAUGGAUGGACGUGAAUUACAGCGACGAGUCUGGAGAUGAAGUCUUCGAACAGCAAUCUACGACCGAAUCUGAGGCCACAUCGUUGUACGGGGACGGAGAUCACGCAGCACGAACCGCAGAGACAUAUGUAACCCACCCUCAAGACUCAACCACCUUUGAACAAGUUCAGACUGCGCAGAAAUGGAGAACACAAGCGCAACCCGACGACCCAUCGAGACAUGCACGAAAAGUAGCCGUUUCUGAAAUCCAGGUCGUGCGAGACGUUCUCUUCAUGCUUCAGGGACUGGACUGCACUCUCUUUUCCCGAAAUUGUGUGGCAGACCUGUCCUUUCAACUCGAGAACAUGGCAUGGGAAACAUACAGAGCCAUUAUGCAAAGCUUUACAGAUUUCGGUAACCACCUGCGGACGCUUCGUUUAUUCGUCGGGCAACGGCAGGAUGUUCCUCAUUUGCAAGCAUUUCAGGACUGCAUCUCUGAUCGACUGCGUCAGCUGGAUGUGAACAUUUCCGAACUACAAACCCGCCUGGCUGCGCCUUCAUCAGAGUAUGUGCUCAGCCUGGUGAGAAUCAAAGCCGAAUUGAUACCCUGGCUGGAACCAUUGUACGCCCUGGCAGACAUCGUGUCCACGAUUGGAUCUGAGCCAGAUCCCACACCCUUCCGAUAUCUAGAAUUAGUGUUUGACGAAACUUGCGCUGCUCAACUGAGUGGGAAAUCAGAACUGUACGAGUUUCUAGCACGAAUCUUUGCCGAAUGCUUCAGGGUGUAUCUACGCCCGAUUCGUCUAUGGAUGGACGAGGGGAAGUUGCUGUCAGCCAGUGAUUUAUUCUUCGUAGCAGAGGUACCAACCGCUACUCCAUUAGGCAAAACAUGGCAAGAGGGAUAUCAUCUCCGCCGAACGCCAGAUGGAACCUUGCACGCACCGGCGUUUCUUCGAACAGCCAUAGGCAAUAUCUACAACGCAGGGAAGAACAUCAUCGUCCUCAAAUUGCUUGGGAAGCACGACGCAGCCGUUUCACAAAAGGCCCGACCCGAACCACCACUCGACUACGCCACGAUUUGUCCAGCCGGACAAGAACUCGUACCCUUCGCAGAGCUCUUCGACCUCGCGUUCGACCGCUGGAUCCAGAGCAAGUAUCGCACAACGUCGACGACGCUCAAAAACGCCCUCUUCAACGACUGGGCACUGAGUUCGACCCUCGACACCCUCCACAGCAUCUACCUCAUGUCCGAUGGUGCAUCAUCCACCCUCUCCGACAGCAUAUUCACCAAGCUAGAUGCCCUGCAAACCAACUGGUCAGACCGGUACGCCUUAACAGCCGCCGCCCAAGACAGCUUCACCACCAUGGACCCCAGCCGCCUCACCAUGACCGUCGCGCCCAACAUGCACAACCUCCCUGCCGUCCAGUGCCGCAACUCAGUCCGCAGCAUCCUCAGCGGCAUCACCAUCACGUAUCGCCUCCCCUGGGCCCUGCAGAUGAUCUUCACAGACACCAGCAUGCAGCACUACCAGUCCAUCUUCACGCUCCUGCUCCAACUCAAACGCGCCACAUACACGCUUCACAAGCCCAAAAUCCUAGACAACUACUGGACCGACCACGACAACUGGAACGCCAGCGCCGUCUUCUACGCUUCCCGCAGCAAACUCCUCUGGUUCUGCACCACCCUCCAGACAUACCUGACGACCCUGGUGCUCACCCCCAUCGACAUCCAGCUGCGUCGGGACCUCGCCUCCUCCCACGACAUGGACGAGCUCAUCUCCGUGCAUCAACGAGCCACAAAAGCAAUGAUUGACCAAGCAUGUCUGGGGAGCAGAUUGACGCCCAUCCUCGACACCAUCCUCGACACACUCGAUCUCUCCCUCAAACUAGAACGAAUACGCACCGGGGCCAUACAACCAGAUGAAUCCACCGAUACGUCUUACCAAGAUAUGUUGAUUUCUCUCAAAGCAGACAUCGACAGCCAAAUACGCUUCAUAUAUUCCGGACUACGCGGCCUCGCACGCGCCACCAGCGACGCACAGUCCACAAAAUGGGAUAUCCUAGCAGACAUGCUCCAAACAGGAGACAUUACAUAG
Messenger RNA from Pochonia chlamydosporia 170, 2511 nucleotides. RefSeq names its product gamma-tubulin complex component GCP5. Gene Ontology annotation, biological process: mitotic cell cycle; spindle assembly; microtubule nucleation. Bases 1 to 2511 code for a protein of 836 amino acids. Gene Ontology annotation, molecular function: microtubule minus-end binding; gamma-tubulin binding. Gene Ontology annotation, cellular component: gamma-tubulin complex; spindle pole; equatorial microtubule organizing center. The record is from RefSeq and is a predicted model, not a curated record. The transcript is spliced from 2 exons. Lineage: Eukaryota; Fungi; Ascomycota; Sordariomycetes; Hypocreales; Clavicipitaceae.